Messenger RNA from Papaver somniferum (opium poppy), 937 nucleotides. Its product is annotated as rhicadhesin receptor-like. Gene Ontology annotation, biological process: plasmodesmata-mediated intercellular transport; regulation of root development. The record is from RefSeq and is a predicted model, not a curated record. The transcript is spliced from 2 exons. Gene Ontology annotation, cellular component: plasmodesma; cell wall. The coding region runs from base 7 to 762 and encodes 251 amino acids. Gene Ontology annotation, molecular function: manganese ion binding. NCBI's taxonomy places the organism in Eukaryota, Viridiplantae, Streptophyta, Magnoliopsida, Ranunculales, Papaveraceae.
UGUUUCAUGCUUCUUUUAUUUUUCUUUUGUCUCUCCAAACCAAAAACACUCCUAUAUAUAUGGAGAUUUCAUCCAUGCAUAUAUCUCACAUUCAAUCUCAAACUAGCUAUGAAUUCUAUAACCUGCUUUCUCAUCAUUUUCGUCUUUGCCACCAGUAUGGUUGCCUCCGAUCCUGACAUGCUCCAGGAUAUCUGUGUUGCUGAUCCCUCUUCAGCUGCUAAGAUGAAUGGGUUCGCUUGCCAAGAUUAUGCUUCAAAUGCAACAGCACAAGAUUUCUUCUUCACUGGCAUAUGUCAACCAGGCAACAUCACCAAUGCUUUUGGUUCACUGGUAACAGGUGCUAAUGUAGAAAACAUACCAGGCCUUAACACCCUUGGUGUUUCUCUCUCCCGUAUCGACUACUUAGCCGGCGGACUGAACCCACCUCACACCCAUCCAAGAGCCACUGAGAUUGUAUUCGUAUUACAAGGGUCGCUCGAUGUUGGAUUCAUUACCACCAGUAAUACAUUCAUUUCUAAGACCAUAAUGAAAGGUGAGGUCUUUGUGUUCCCAAAAGGAACAGUUCAUUUCCAGAAGAACAAUGGUGAUGAACCUGCUUCAUUUAUUGCCGCUUUCAAUAGCCAGCUCCCUGGUACUCAGUCUAUUGCUAUGACUCUUUUCGGUGCCAAGCCAGCUGUUCCAGAUAAUGUCUUGGCUCAGGCAUUCCAAAUUGAUACCACGGAAGUUCAGACAAUCAAAUCAAAAUUCGCACCCAAGAUGUAAUAAUGCGUGAUGAUUGAAUGCUGGAUCAAUCUGAAUCCCCUUAUAAUGGAACUUUUGGUGGGCAAUAUUUAUCUGAAUUCUCACAGUUUUUUCUCUUCUGGCUGCUGUUCGAAACUUGUGAAGUACUAUUAUAAGUAUAGCAAUAUCAAAUAAGAAACUUGUCAUUUCACAUUCA